Messenger RNA from Dipodomys spectabilis (banner-tailed kangaroo rat), 576 nucleotides. RefSeq names its product WAP four-disulfide core domain 2 (gene Wfdc2). Gene Ontology annotation, cellular component: extracellular region. Gene Ontology annotation, biological process: antibacterial humoral response; innate immune response. The coding region runs from base 49 to 417 and encodes 122 amino acids. Gene Ontology annotation, molecular function: peptidase inhibitor activity. Lineage: Eukaryota; Metazoa; Chordata; Mammalia; Rodentia; Heteromyidae. The record is from RefSeq and is a predicted model, not a curated record. The transcript is spliced from 4 exons.
CACUGGGGCUACGGCUCAGACCUGCACCCCGCCCGCCCGGCGCACACCAUGCCGGUCCCCGUGUGUCCCCUCUGCCCGCUGGCCUCUGCCCUCCUCCUUGGGGCGCUGCUGCUGGGCCUCCCCCCAGCCACAGAAGGGGGGAAAUCGGGCGUGUGCCCCGAGCUGCAGGCCGACCUGAACUGCACCCGGGAGUGCCAGGAAGACCGAGACUGCGCCGACAACCGCAAGUGCUGCCCGGCCGGCUGCGGCACCCUCUGCUCCGUGCCCAAUGAAAAGAUAGGUACCUGCCCGAGUGUGGAGUUACCCCAGCUUGGGAUCUGCCAGGACCAGUGCCAGGUGGACAGUCAGUGUCCUGGCAGGAUGAAAUGCUGCCGCAAUGGCUGUGGAAAAGUGUCCUGUGUCACACCCAACUUCUGAGCUUCAGCCACCACCAGCACAAGGAGUUGGGAGGUGAUGCUUCUGCCUGGCCAUGCAUCCAGCCUCAUCUCCGCUGUCUUCCCCACACUCUGGCCUCUCUCCUGAUUUCUUCCUCCCUUUUCCAUCCAAUAAAAUGACCACUUUCAGCAUCGGUUCUUA